AUGGCGGCCCGCGCGCCCCCCGCCGCACCUGCGGCCGAGGAGCCGGGCGGCCCCGGCAGCCCCCCGCGCCGCAGGAAGCCGCGCUCCGGCCUGCGCCGCGCCUUCAGCUGGCUGCGGGGCAAGCGGCGCAAGAAGAAGGCGGCGGGGGCCGAGGGCGCCGAGCCCGCCCCCCGGGCCAAGAAGGCGGACGACAAGGCCAGGAAGGCCAAGGGCAAAGGCCGAGGCUCAGCCAAGGCUGAGAGCGACAAGCGUCUGAGUGUCGGGCCCGGCCAGGGGCCGGGGGCCGCGGGGGACGAGCACCAGGACAACGUCUUCUUCCCCAGCGGACGGCCGCCUCACCUGGAGGAGCUGCACACUCAGGCCCAGGAGGGGCUCCGCUCCCUGCAGCACCAAGAAAAGCAGAGAUUGAACAAGGGUGGCUGGGACCAUGGCGACACCCAGAGCCUCCAGUCCUCCCUGACGGGGCCGGACGACGACAGCAUCUCCUUCUGCAGCCAGACCACAUCCUACACGGCCGAGAGCUCCACGGCCGAGGAUGCUCUCUCCAUCCGCACCGAGAUGAUCCAGCGCAAAGGCUCCACCUUCCGACCUCAUGACUCAUUCCCCAAAUCGUCCGGCAAGUCGGGGCGGAGGCGGCGGGAGCGGCGGAGCACGGUGCUGGGGCUGCCGCAGCACGUGCAGAAGGAACUGGGCCUGCGGAACGAGCGCGAGGCACCGGGGACCCCCCGGCCUCCGGGCCCCCGGGAUGCCGUGCGCAUCCCCACGGUGGACGGCCGCCCCGCGCGCCUGGCCCCGGGGGCCGGCGCCCGCGUGUCGCUGCAGGCGCUGGAGGCGGAGGCGGAGGCCGGAGCCAAGGCGGAGGCCAUGCUGCAGCGCCACAUCGAGCGCUUCUACCGGGACGACACCUUCGUGGGCCGGUCCACGGGGGCUCAGCCGCCGCCCAUCCCCCGGCCCAUGUCCCUCGCGGUGCCCGGACUGACGGGAGGGGCGGGGCCCCUGGAGCCCCUGAGCCCGGCCAUGUCCAUCUCGCCCCAGGCCACCUACCUGUCCAAGCUGAUCCCGCACGCCGUGCUGCCGCCCACGGUGGACGUGGUGGCGCUGGGCCGCUGCAGCCUGCGCACGCUGAGCCGCUGCAGCCUGCUGUCCGCCAGCCCGGCCUCCGUGCGCUCGCUGGGCCGCUUCUCCUCCGCCUCCAGCCCGCCGCCCCGCAGCCGCCACGCCUCCUCCUCCAGCGACACCUGGAGCCACUCCCAGUCCUCCGACACCAUCGUGUCCGACGGCUCCACGCUGUCCUCCAAGGGAGGCUCCGGGGGCCGGCCCGAGGGCUCCGUGGCCAGCAGCGGCGUGGCCCCCCCAACCCAGGGCGGCAGCGGGCGGGGCUCGCCCAGCGGGGGCAGCACGGCCGAGGCCUCGGACACGCUCAGUAUCCGGAGCGGCGGGCAGAUGUCCAGCCGGAGCGUGUCCCUGCGGAAGCUGAAGCGGGCCCCGCCGCCUCCCCGCCGGACCUACUCGCUCCGCCAGCGGGGCUCGGCGGCCCCCGACGGGCCCCUGGGCUUGCCCCCCAAGCCAGAGCGCAAGCAGCAGCCGCAGGCGCCCCGGCCGCCCACCACCGGCGGGCCCGAGGGGACCGGGGCGGCGCCCUGUCCGUCCAGCUCGGCCGGCAGCUGGGUGCCCGGCCUGUCUCCAGGCGGCUCCCGCCGUGCCCCACGCUCCCCGGAACGGACGCUCUCCCCCUCCAGCGGAUACUCUAGCCAAAGUGGUACCCCCACCCUCCCUCCCAAGGGUCUAGCAGGGGCCCCUGCUUCCCCAGGCAAGGUCCAGCCCCCCAAACCCGAGCGGGUCACGUCCCUCCGCUCUCCUGGGGCCUCUGUCUCCUCCUCCCUCACCUCUCUGUGCUCCUCCUUCUCGGACCCGGCCCCUUCAGACCGGCCUGGUCCCCAGAUAGCGCCCACCCUUGGUGACAGGUUUGUCAUACCUCCUCACCCCAAGGUGCUGGCCCCCUUCUCCCCGCCUCCCUCCAAGUCCAAGAGCCCUAACCAAGCUGUCCCUGCCCCGGCUGCCCCUGCUCGGGUCCCUGGGCCCGUCUCUGCCGCUGAUGUCCGUCCUGAGCCCUCUUCCACCCCCGAGGCACCCCUGACUCCGGCUCUGGAGUCUCCUGCUGCCUCCAAAGACCAGUCGCCCCCUCCCUCCCCGCCCCCAUCUCACCAUCCACCCCCUCCACCCACUAAGAGAGUGGAGGUGGUUGAGGAGGCCCCACCUGCCUCAGAGACUGAGGAGCCCCUCCAGGAUCCCAGCUGGCCCCCGCCCCCACCCCCCGCGCCCGAGGAGCAGGACCUGUCCAUGGCGGACUUCCCCCCACCAGACGAGGCCUUCUUCCCUGUGGCUGGCCCUUCAGAACCCCCAGCCCUGGCCAACUCCCUGGCUGACCCACUCUCAGCUGCUGUCUCUCCUCAGAGGCAGCCCGGUGGUACCCCAGAUCCCCCAGCCCCGCCAGCACCCUCCGCCGGCUCUGCCACAGGGCUGGCCUCGCUCCCUCGGAAGGAGCCAGUGGGCUGCAGCAAGGGCAACGGGGUCCCCAAGGAGGAUGCCGGGGCGCCCCUGGUCACGCCCUCCCUCCUGCAGAUGGUUCGACUGCGUUCCGUGGGUGGUCCCACGGUGGCUCCCACCCCAGCCGUGGGGCCAUCAGCCCCCCAGAAGCCACUACGAAGGGCCCUGUCCGGGCGGGCCAGCCCAGCCCCCGCCCCUUCCCCAGGGCUCCAUGCCGCCGUCCGACUCAAGGCCUCCAGUCGGGCUGCCAGUGAGAGUCCUGCGAACGCCCAGCCCCAUGGGCCGCCCGAGGCGGAGCCACGGUCUCCCCAGUCCCCUGCCUCCACGGCCAGCUUUAUCUUCUCCAAGGGCACCAAGAAGCUGCAGCUGGAGCGGCCCGUGUCCCCCGAGAAGCAGGCCGACCUCCAGCGGAAUCUGGUGGCCGAACUCCGGAGCAUCUCGGAGCAGCGGCCGCCCCAGUCCUCGAAGAAGCCCCCCAAGGCUCCCCCGCCCGUGGCCCGCAAGCCCUCUGGGGGCGUGCCCUCGCCCACGUCCCCCAGCUUUCCGCGGGCCGAGCCCCUUGCCGCUCUCCCGAGCAACGGGCUCCCCCAUGGGGAGGGCAGGACUAAGGGGGAGCCGGCCGAGAACGGAGGCGUGCAGCUGGUGGGCCUCGAGGAGAAGCUGGGGCCGCCCGGCUCAGACCCACAGAGCGAGCUGCUCUAA
Messenger RNA from Pipistrellus nathusii (Nathusius's pipistrelle), 3249 nucleotides. The record is from the annotation of a GenBank genome assembly. Lineage: Eukaryota; Metazoa; Chordata; Mammalia; Chiroptera; Vespertilionidae.